Molecule: messenger RNA, 1383 nt
Organism: Scomber scombrus (Atlantic mackerel)
Lineage: Eukaryota; Metazoa; Chordata; Actinopteri; Scombriformes; Scombridae
Gene: trhr2
Product: thyrotropin releasing hormone receptor 2
Exons: 5
Coding region: 1-1383 (460 amino acids)
Biological process (GO): phospholipase C-activating G protein-coupled receptor signaling pathway
Cellular component (GO): membrane
Molecular function (GO): thyrotropin-releasing hormone receptor activity
Source: RefSeq, a predicted model, not a curated record
AUGGCCGACAAUGUGAGCUCCAGAAUUGAUAUCCCGACCAACAUCUCCCUGACCCCCACUGUCGCUGUCUCCGAGUCCCUGGAGUACAAGACGGUGUCUGUGUUCCUGGUCCUGCUUGUGUGCGGCGUGGGCAUCGUGGGUAACAUCAUGGUGGUCCUCGUGGUCCUCACCGCACGCCACAUGAGGACACCCACCAACUGUUACCUGGUGAGCCUGGCCAUAGCUGACCUGACUGUGCUGGUGGCGGCAGGGCUGCCCAACGUCUCGGACAGUCUGACAGGCACCUGGGUAUUUGGGCACGCCGGCUGUCUGGGAAUCACCUACCUGCAGUACCUGGGCAUCAACGUGUCAUCCUGCUCCAUCACUGCCUUCACUGUGGAGAGGUACAUAGCAAUCUGCCAUCCAAUGAAGGCUCAAACGGUGUGUACAGUUUCCCGGGCGAAGCGUAUCAUUGCCGGAGUUUGGAUCUUCACCUGCGUCUACUGCAUGCUGUGGUUUUUCCUGGUGGACAUUCAGGUGAGCCAGGACGGACAUGUGCAGUGCGGGUACAAGGUGAAGCGGGAGCUCUACCUGCCCAUCUACCUCAUUGACUUUGCCAUUUUUUACGUCAUCCCGUUGCUCCUGGCCAUCGUGCUGUAUGGACUGAUAGCACGGGUCCUCUACCUCAGCCCUCUGCCCAACCAUCCUGAAACCAGUGCCACCACGCUGCGUCGAAGCUGCCGGGAAACCUCUGAAGCGGGGAAGGGUGGUCGCCAGAGCCGUCCAAAGACUGCGCUCUCCUCAAGGAAACAGGUGACCAAGAUGCUUGCAGUAGUGGUGAUCCUCUUCGCUCUGCUGUGGAUGCCCUACCGGACUCUAGUUUUGAUCAACUCUUUUGUGUCCACCCCGUAUCUGGAUGCCUGGUUCUUGUUGUUUUGUCGGACAUGUAUCUAUGCCAACAGUGCUAUCAACCCUGUGAUAUACAAUGCCAUGUCUCAGAAGUUCCGCUCUGCAUUUCGCGGGCUGUACCGUUGCCAGCAGCCAGACGGACAUCAGAGGACGCUGUCAGUGAUUCAGACCGGCUUCGGCACCAUCCGAGACUCACAAACCUCUCAGGCCAACAGCAACGGAACCAAUUUAAAGGCCAGGAGAGCCAUCAUGAGUCCUGCCACUGGUACGACCAUGAAGCAGAACGGAAGCAGUCAUCAGGAGACACCAGCAGUCAAUGGCAAGGAGGCAGAUCAUCCCAAUGACACCAGAGAUGGUACUACUUACAGUUUGGGUGUUGUUCCAGUUGAGACGUCUCCACCUGGUGAUGGAAAGGUGGAUUGGCCCUCAUCAAAUGAAAACACGCUUAAUGUUGCAGACACACACACAGCAAACGAUCAGCAGGAAAUCAUGUAA